Knipowitschia caucasica is the source of this 234-nucleotide messenger RNA. The record is from the annotation of a GenBank genome assembly. NCBI's taxonomy places the organism in Eukaryota, Metazoa, Chordata, Actinopteri, Gobiiformes, Gobiidae.
AUGAUGAUGAAAGAGACAGAUCUGGGCGUGUUCUGCGGCGCUGAGCAGCAGGAAUGUCAGACAUUUGACAGUGACCUCCGUGUACCUGCGCCCCACCCUGAGGCCCGCCACGCCCUGAGCCCUCUGUCAGCGGGGGGCGGGCCGGGGGCGGGCCUACAGCACAGGGGGCGGGGCCACACGCUUUACCACAACCUCAUAAAUCACUCUGGAAGGAAGCGGCUUAUUCAGAGGUGA